AUGGCAGAAGCUCCACAGCCCAACUCCACCUUCUCACGCCCAACCUUCUUCAUACUGACUGGCAUUCCAGGGUUAGCAGGUGCCCAGGCCUGGCUGACCCUGGUCUUUGGGCCCAUGUAUCUGCUUUCCCUGCUGGGCAAUGGAGCACUGCUGACAGUGAUGCAGAUAGACCCCACGCUGCACCAGCCCAUGUUUCUGCUCCUGGCCAUGCUGGCAGCCACAGACCUGGGCUUAGCCACAUCUGUAGCCCCAGGGCUGCUGGCUGUGCUGUGGCUCGGGCCCCGGCCUGUGCCAUACGCUGCCUGCCUGGUCCAGAUGUUCUUUGUUCACGCACUGACUGCCGUGGAAUCUGGGGUGCUGUUGGCCAUGGCCUGUGACCGUGCUGUGGCAGUAGGGCGUCUGCUGCACUACUCUGUCCUAGUCACCAAAGCCUGCAUGGGCUAUGCGGCCUUGGCCCUGGCGCUGAGGGCUGUGUCUAUCGUUGUGCCUUUCCCUCUGCUGGUGGCACGAUUUGAGCACUUCCAAGCCACGACCAUAGACCACGCCUACUGUGCCCACAUGGCAGUGGUGGAGCUGGUGGUGGGUAACACACGGUCCAACAACUUGUAUGGACUGGCACUUUCAUUGGCCGUGUCAGGUGUAGACAUUCUAGGCAUCACCGGCUCAUAUGGGCUCAUUGCCCAGGCUGUGCUGAGGCUGCCCACCCGGGAAGCCCGUGCCAAGGCCUUUGGUACAUGUAGUUCCCACAUUUGUGUCAUUCUGGCCUUCUACGUGCCUGGUCUCUUCUCCUACCUCACACACCGCUUUGGUCGUCACACCGUCCCAAAGCCCGUGCACAUCCUUCUCUCUAACAUCUAUCUGCUGCUGCCACCUGCCCUCAACCCCCUCAUCUAUGGAGCCCGCACCAAGCAGAUCAGGGACCACCUCCUAGAAAUCUUCACAUUCAGAAAAAGCCAGUUCUAA
Molecule: messenger RNA, 963 nt
Organism: Camelus dromedarius (Arabian camel)
Lineage: Eukaryota; Metazoa; Chordata; Mammalia; Artiodactyla; Camelidae
Product: olfactory receptor 52W1
Exons: 1
Coding region: 1-963 (320 amino acids)
Biological process (GO): G protein-coupled receptor signaling pathway
Cellular component (GO): plasma membrane
Molecular function (GO): olfactory receptor activity
Source: RefSeq, a predicted model, not a curated record